Molecule: messenger RNA, 1698 nt
Organism: Herpailurus yagouaroundi (jaguarundi)
Lineage: Eukaryota; Metazoa; Chordata; Mammalia; Carnivora; Felidae
Product: small integral membrane protein 3-like
Exons: 1
Coding region: 274-561 (95 amino acids)
Source: RefSeq, a predicted model, not a curated record
UUGAGUCUCUUAAACUAGCCAUCAAGUAAACCAAAUCUAAGUUGUUUACAUCUUGCUUUACGAACAAACAUUAGCUAUUGCAAAUCAAGUACCUCUGGACAGGUGUUAUUACCCUCACUUGGUGAAGCCGCUUGUUAUGGAUCUUAAACUACGUACACCGCAAAGCAGAGCUCUGAGUGCCGGCCCCUCAGCCCAAACGCAUCGGCUAGACUUUCACGUGUGUAGACUACAGCAGGAAAGGAUUCUGGAGGACGCAUUUCAGAGUGAAGUAGCAUGGAUGCCGUCAGCCAGGUCCCCAUGGAGGCUGUGCUCCCCAAGCACAUCCUGGCUAUCUGGGUCAUUGUCCUCAUCAUCCUGGCCAUCAUGGUCAUCAUGACCUCCUUAUUGCUGUGCCUGGUCACUGCGAUCAUUAUCUGUCACAUGCAAACUUAUUCUGUCCUCAAUGGGACUGAGAAUCUCCCAAGAGGGGCAGUGAGGGAUGUGGGUGGUGUCCCCUCCCCCAGCCUCUUCCUUCUCAGAAAAGCGACGGACGGGCUUUGCCGUGUGGACUCGGGAGCUUGACACGUGAGAGGAGAUCUGAGCUCUUGUUUGGAUUUUGCCACUGGCCGGCUGUGUGAGUUCAGUCAAGGGACCUAAUUCUGUGGGUUCCGGGUUCCUUUUAAAUGGGGAUCAUGAUCUCUGCCUCUCCUGCCUCAUGGGGUUGUAAGAACCAAUGGUUUGGUGGAGGUUAAAGCUGUUUGCGACUGUGAGCAGCAAACCCACCGCAGAUACACAGGUGUUACUGCUGAAUGCUGAGAAGCUUUGAAGAGCCAAACAACCUAAUUACUGAUGGUGGACUUCAAGGUGGUGAGGGAGACACUGGGGGCAGAGCAGCCUUUGCCAGCGCCCCUGCGGUCAAACCAAGCAAAGGCACCCUAUCCUCAUUCCAAGGGGCCGGCAGCACUUGGGCUCAGAGUUAUUUUCUUUGUGGUGCCCCUCCCUCACGUUAUGUAAUUUGGAGGGAAUUACCCAUGGCAGGGGAGGGAGAUGGGUAGAACUUCCCAGGACUUCUGUGCCAGAAUGUCUACAAUCAGGAGGAGGGCUCUGCCAUUUCUUGGCCACGCAAGAGACCUGGGGUGAUGGGCUUCUUUCUGCAUUGGAGUCUCAUCGCUUUGAUAGUUGAGCAAUGUGGGAAAACACACGGUGGCUGAGUUCCCUGGCCAGCUUUCACGAUCUCCAGCCCCCACCCCCUUGUGUGCCCCACACUUGAGGAGCUCUGUCCCCCCACCCCAGUACCUGCUAUAUCAGCUCUGUGGUAUAAAGUGCACGCCCUUCAUUCCCUCCCACCAGCACUGCAGCCAAUCUAAGCUACAGAUUUUAAGAGAUGUUCCAGGGGGUUUCGGAACUAACUUAAAACAAUGAUGGUUGUUUAGAUGCUAUGAUCUAUAUUUAUAGAGAGAGAUUUCUGGACUGCUCAAGCUUUUGACCAAAAUCAGAAACAUCUUGGGACUUACUAAAUUAUGUAACAGCACAGACAUCAGAAUAUUGUGUGCAAGUAAUGCUUUUACUUUGGUCUGAUUUCAUUUAUGUACACAGCCAAUUUCCAAUAAAGUGCUAGAAUGAGAAAACAAACAAAUUAAGUACCUCUGACAUCUGUCUGAUCUCUUUCGAAAAGAUGUGUUAGGGCCCCCGGGUGGCUCAGUCUGUUAAGUGGCUGAC